UCUAAGCUUCGCGCUGAUCUCUGUUGGCACGUGUUCCGGUCCGGUCUGAGGGUAGAUCGGUAAACAUGGCCAGUAAACGCCGCAGCGCGCUGCCGGCCGAGGCGCUCCGCUCAGCGAAGAGCCCGAAAACCGGAGAGACCGAGUUUAACGGGACGCUGUUUAAAUCCAUGCUGAAGGACCCAGGCAGCGCUUUCAGAGGUUUGGAGAUCUUUGUUAGAACUGGGAAGAAGUUGCCCUGUGCCGGUCUGUAUGAUGUGGUUGAGGGCUACAUUAAGAUCUCAGCAGAGUGUUGUGAGAUUGUGGAGUUACUGGAAGGAGAAUCACAGUCUGUGACUGAGUUGAUGCUGAUAUUUCGGAGUUUAGAGCUGAUUUUGCUGCGGACGGCAAGUGACCUUUCUCAUUUUAGCAUGGUUGGCACCACCGUUGUGAAGAAGAUCCUCUCAACACACGCAAAGCUGCUGCAGUCCUCUUUGUGUUCAGUGAAUCAUCAGUUUGUACGGCAGUGCCUCUCCUUGCUGUCAGCGAUGGUGUCCCAGGGUGCAAACUCAGCCCGGGAGGUCUUCAGUAUUUUAGUCUUUAGCAAAUCUCUGAACAGCCUUGCUCGUCAGAGAGACAGAACUGGCCGUCUAGAUGUGCGCAUGGCAUAUGUCCAGUUUGCUCUUUCUUUCCUGAUGUGCGGAGAUAGCUCCAUUGUAGGCAAAAUCCUGGAUGCUAAAGAUUUUCUGUGUGAUAUCUUGAGCACAGGACUGAAAGAAGACAGAAUCUCAAUUGUCAGCCUCAUUCUGUCCACCCUGCAGACUAAAGUUGUUCACAAUCCAGCCAUCAACAAAUCACAGAAAUUGCGUUUUUUCAGCGCAGCCACUUUGGCUCAGAUCGCUUCUCUGUACAAAUGGAAUGGAAUUGUGGAUAGCUCAACUGUAGACAGUCAGGGGGAAGGUAAGCUGCUUGUGCGAGAGUUGGUUCAUAACUUUCUUCUUGACCUUUGCUGCUCUCACAAACAUGGCAUCGGCUUCCAUGACCCAAGUCUGGGGACAGCCACGAGGGCUGGAAAUCUUGUGCUGCUGCAGUUUGUGGUGGGUCUUAAGCAGGCCACAGAGGAUGAGCUGGUGUGUGAGCUCCUGGUCAGUAUUCUGAAAUGCAGCCCUGAUAUUUUACCUCGAUACUUCAAAGAGACUAAUUUCUCCUUCACCCCACGCGUUGCCGGAGCAUGGCUGGACAGCGUUGCUCUGCUGAAGAAGAUUUAUGAAGCUCAGUCAGAAGUGUCCCAGGCGUUGCAGUUGCAGGAGGCGGUCACUGUUCCCCGAUUGCUAAGCAUGGUUCUGAUCACCUCUCUGCCUCCAGUCUGCACUAAAAGCUUCUUCAAUCAGGGCUUCAAGUUGCCCAGUGUGGCAGGGCAGCAUGCUACUGUAUCCAUUCUGGCUUUUAUUCUGAGGAGAGCAGAGAAAAACAUGGAGUACAGUCUGAAGACCCCAGUGCUUAACUGUUUAGACACAUCCACCCCCACAACCAUGGAGGAGUUUGUUCAACUUUACAGAGAAUCGCUGAGCAAGAUUUUACCUGAUGUCACAUCCAUUGUGUCAGUAUGGCAGUCACUGUCAAAGACUGAGAAGGAAGAGAGUGAAGUGAUUUCUGGUGCCACAGGACUGAAAGCAGGAAAAGAGGAUAAAGUGGAAGACUAUGGUAACAACGGGAAGCAAAAUCCAAAGUUGGUGCUGUUGAAGGCUCUGCUGCUGCAGGUGUUGUGUUUGUACCAAAGGGUUGUACCACACCUCAUUAGUCAGAGCAAGUUCGACUUCAGUAAACUGCUGAAAGGCAUUGUAUCAGAGAAGGGACUGGAGCGUAACGUCCCUCCUGUCCUGCAGUUCGAGAUCCUGAAGCUUGCGCUGGAACUUCCUGCCAGCAAAUUCUCCUGGUUCCGACUCCAGGAGGUCAAUCCAGAAGUGGCACGAGGGGAAGGUUCUGUUUUCCAUUUGUUACUAAAGAUGUUUAUUAGCAGUAGCAGCAUCCACCUGAGGACCUUAACCAGGAUGCUCGUUCUUAAGGUGCUGAGAGACUCUGGCGUGUUUGAGCACAGCAGUAGAGAACUUGAAUUGUGGGUGGAUCACUUACAGUCUUUAGAGCCGCCCCAGCAGGACAGAGUCAUUCAGUUUUUAGAUCAGGCUUUAAUGAGGGUAAUGUGUAACCCUUAUAUUUACCUGGAUAAAGUAGCUGCUGUGGCACAGGAGGCUCUCGGUCUACAAGCUGAGUUGAGUGGGCGGGACAGAGAACCAUGUGAUCUGCCUGGAUCACACAUCACUGAUACUGUGAUCCAGGACGGUGGAGAUGGUCUGGAGGGGUCUGUUCUCAGUGAUGAUGUUCUCCAGACUUUCCCUUUCAGUGCUCUUGUUCCAGCUGUUCUCGAGACACGAAACAAACUGCUCCAGAACUCCACAGAGGAGAAUAGUGUGUGUGAGUAUAUCUGUGCAGUGCUGUGUGACGUCCUUCAUUGCCAGAGGAGUCCUGUGUCUCUGUGUCUGACUCUUCAGCAGUAUGAUAAGGAGCUUCUGUCUGCAGAGAUCUCCACUCUGCCUCAUCCCUCCAUGUCCUUCUGUCUUUACUACUCUAAGUGGCUUCCACAGCAGCCUCAGGAGACAUGGGUUAGUUCAGUCCAGCCACCUCCUGCUCCACCUUCUCUCAAUCUUGCUGCCUGGCUGAAGUCCUGCUACACUGAAGGACCUCAGACUUUCUUGCAGGACUCUUUUAGGCCUGCCAUGGAGAAAUCCCUGUCCAGCCUGCAGCUUUCUCAGUUCACUGGAGCUGUCAAUCAAGUCCUGCUUUACAUCAAUUCUUUUGUGGAUGCUUUUAGCUCGCUCCCUAGAAGCAACUCUGUGCAGAUACUGGGUUGUGUGCUAGAGGUUCUGGAUGCUUUGCUCCUUAAACUGUACAGCACUGCUGAAGCUCCACCCACUCAGCCUGAGGCUCAGGAGCUAGAGGAUAUAGAGAUGAGCUCUGCAGAGGCUGAGGCAGUCAGCAGUGAGCAGGUUUUGCUUGCUGUGUUCAGGUCGGUGUUUAAGCACCCGGUUCUGGAGCAGUGGUUCCUGGCAGUGGAGCUUGAUGUGGUGCCACCCAAUUCUCUCGAGUCGGACAGAAUAGGGCACCUCUGUGCCCAGCUGACAGAGUUUGUGCUGAACCUGCUGCAGUCCUCAGCCGAGAAGCUCCGAGCCCUCCAAGCCCUGGAGCUCAUCAGCCCUUACCUUUCAGCCUCACAGCAAGCGCUGCUCAAAGAGCUGCAUCACAGCAGCAGGUGCCUUAAAGAGGACUCCCGGUCAGUCAGAGCCUUCCUGGCGCUGUGUGAGUACAUGGACCCGGCCGGGGUCAGGGAGGUACUGUCUGAACUGCUGCUGCUGCCGCGGAGCUGCCUGCACACUGGUGAUGAGAAGCUCAGCGUGUACGGCCAUGCUGUUCUACAUAUACUCUCAAAGAGCUCAGCUCAGCACGGAAAAUCCAGCAGCCUCUGUCUGUCUUCUGCUCACCUGCAAAGCCUAGCUGCCCUCCACACGUCCUGCCACUGGGUUCAGCUUGAGGAUGUUCUGCUUCAGGUUCUACAGAGAGAUCCUGGGAGCGCUAAACUCGUCCCAACUGACGUUCUCAUCCAGUGCCUCCAGGAACAGCGUAACCCAGAACUGGCGGCCCUGCUGGUGCAGAACUGCUCCACACACUGCCUGAGCUUCGAGCUUUGGUGCCUGGAGCAAAGCAACCUUUCAUGGAUCACAGCUCCGAACAGCAGUUUCCUCUGCCUGCUGGUCAGCUACACACAACAAGCGCUCACCCCAGACCCCUGCAGACCUGAACACAUUCAAAAGAUGGCGCUGAAGAAGAUAACCAAAGCUUUAGUGGACAAGUUGCUGAGCUUUGCACUCCAGAUGGAAGCCAGUAGGUCUCUGGAUCAGUGUAUGGAGAUCUUUUCCAGCCUGAUUCGUUUAGAAGCUAUGACUCCCACACUUCCCCAGCUCAUCUGUGACCUGCCCACCCUGCUAAAGAAACCUAAGGGUUAUGAAAGGUGGCAGUUAACAGACUCCAUAACUGAGAAGCUGGCCAACACAUCAGAGGAGCUUCAGUGGAGGACAUGUUUGAUCACUGCUGCCUUCCAGUGGCUUUCAGCAACCUACAAAGAGCAGAAAGAGACACAGGUUCAAAAAGAGAAGGCCAUUCUGAGGAGACUGAGAACCCUGCUGAUUUCUCCAGAGAAUGUUAGAGCCCUGGACUGGAACGUGUUUGUAAAGUGCGGUUUAAAGUAUCGUUACCAGGACAGGGAGUUCCUGACAGUGUUGGAGAUGCUGUUGGAGAAGAUGUAUGGAGAUGUGAAUGCUUCUAAAGAGUUGUUGGCAGUAGAAACCCUUCAUAUGAUGGUCACCAGUCACUCUCUCUUCCUGCCCACAAUGCUGGCCUUUCAGAAUGAGGAGAACAGUAGCCCUGAGUGUAAAGAGGCUCUUGUAUCCCUGCUCCUCACCUUGGUGAAGAAAUGCCCGCAGGUUUGUAACAGCAGUCAGGUGCCUGUUCUGCUUGGUGCGUAUGGAGCUACGCUGGAUCCUGCAGAUCAGAAACUGUUACUGCUGCUGAGAGAAUAUGAGACGAUUAACAGUCAGGCGGAGUUGCAGUGUUUGCUGUGGGGUCCUGAAGCAGUGGAAUUCCAUAAAGCACGGAAGCAGCUGGGUCCAUCACUGUGGCAGCAGCCCAGCUCAGAGCAGGUUUUGGCUCAGCUGGCUCCGGAUCGAAUGCUGAAUACUGUAACACACUUUCCUCUGCACCGCUGCCUUAUACCUCAGGAAGGAGAAGAGUUGAUUUGCACUCAGGAGAGAGAGGGCACUCAACACCAGCUGUGUUUGUAUGACCCGUGCUUUCUUCUCCCUCUCUUCAGCUUCAUUCUUCGUCCAGAGUCUGUAGUAGACUGUCAGAAGUUUGUGAGCUGUCAUGCUCUGGCUGUGACUGUAGUGGCUUUAAGCAGUCGUGACCUCAAGAUGAGAUCUGCCGCUUCCCACGUUCUGACUUCCUUCUACGAGCAUCUGGAGGGAGCUCGCUUCAGAGGCAAGAAACAGAUACUCUACCUGAUGGAUACGGUCAGGAAUGGGAUCCAGAAGCAGAACUUCAGGCUGUCACUAGUUCACACAACUUACAUUGCGAAAGUGGCUCAGCAGAUGCUGAGGCCUGAGGAGCACAUGUACCUGGUGAUAAAUCGGUUUCUUUUGGGAACACAAUACAUGGAUCUUGGCAGAAUUCCUGAUUUCUUUAAACUUUUUUACAGCUUUGACUUUGAGCACAAACUGGAGCGGCAGUGGAUGCUGAGUGUGCUGGAGGAGAGCGUGAUGGAUAAGCUCUCUUUUGAUUUGUGUGAAAAGCAGAACGUCUAUCAUGCGCUUCUUGGUUUCUGCAGCAGCCCUCUUUGUGAGCAGUCUGUCCAGAUUCAGAUUGUGAAUAUUCUCAAAAAGAGUGCACACAUCCCUAAAGCAGCUCACAGCCUAACCCAGGCUCAUGGAGUCCUGACCUGGAUCACACAACUCAUAGGGAACAGAUGUCCAGAUGGCAGGCUAGUGAGUGCUGUGAUUGCACUGCUGUAUUCGUUGUGGUUCUUUAACCUGGGCCAGAAAGACCCAGCAGUGCAGUACAGGGCAGCAGACGAUUCAGUCAAAUGCUUCACCUUCCCCGUUAUCAACGACUUCCUGUGUGCCCUUCUUUCAGUCAUCAGACACCUGAGGAAUGGGGUGGAAGCGACUGCAGUGCAGUUGUUUGUGCAGACACUGGCGUCUGUGCUGAAGCAUCAUAAAAAGUCUUUAGGUGCUCAUACGGACGCCGGCUGGCUGACCGUCCCCCCACACACGCUCUCCUGCUCCUCAUCACUCAGCGUGCUCCACUGCUGGGCAACACUGACCCACGACCAGCCUUUACUUUCUGCUCUGCAGGCAUUGGCUAAAACACACAACAUUAAAGGACUGUUUGAAUCUGUGAAGGAGAGAGUACAGGGAAAAGCUUCUGCAAAACUGUCCCAGUCACAUCUUCAGGAUUUGGAUAAGGCAGCAGAUGGAGGUCUGGAGGCCUGCAGACCCCUCCUAAUGAGUAUUCUCACACACUGGGAGCCACAGACUGUCCUACCCAGUCCUAGCCUCUGUAAUGGUGAAGUUUCUGAUUCCAGCAGUCUUGUUGGUAGAACCGGCUACACCCUCAUUAAAUGGACCCUUAAGACGUUGUGUGAGGGGUCUUAUGAAGAGAGCAGCAUCUGUGCAGCUGUGGAGUGGCUUCACAGAGUUAUUUUAUCCCAUAAAACCAUCGCGCAGUCUUUGGUGUCAGACGAAGCUGUGAAAGUUGACCUGUUAAGACUGUACCAUCAAACCUGCCAGUGCAGGGUGCAGUCCAGCCUGGACACUCUGCAGCUGUUGACCACAGUUAUGCUGCACUUGUUGGAGGUACAGGGAGUCCCUAAUGUUCUUCAGACCAGUAAGAUGGAGGGUUACUUGGACACGCCUAAUGUGGAAGUUUCUAUAAGAGAAGCCGUGCUGAAGCUGCUGUCCCUGUACAUUCAUGAGCUCUGGAACGGAGGAAAAGUGCCUCAGCUGCUCCUCACCCACGUCCAGCUUGUAACCAGAGAUGAGAAGAAGUCCAAGAAGAAGCCCAAAGCUGGAGCAUCUGUCCUGCACCUCUGUAAAGAUGUGCUCUCAGCUUUAAACUCUCUCCUGAGCACAUGAAACCAAACCAAUACAAACAUAUAGAUGAAAUGUUCAAAUAAAAAUGAAUAGAAAUGAAAAUUUGGAAUCUGGAAACUUUUACAUAUUUACAGACUACAGCACAAAUUCAUCAGAAUUGUUCACAGUAAAUAAUCGCUCACGGUAUGUGUAAUCCCAAGCAUAACCCUGUCUUUACAGUAACAAUGGGCUAAUGCCAUUUAGCUAAAUUAAUUUUUAUUAAUGAUUGAUCGUGACAAAUGGCCUUAUAUGCUGGGUUGUUUCAUACAAGCUUAUAUUUUUUCUAUUAAUCUUUAUUGAUCAAACUUGAUUUCUUGUGUCUAUGAAAACCUUGUUUGCUGUUGUUUGUUUUUAAUAAAUAUGUACAUUUA
This is a messenger RNA of Astyanax mexicanus (Mexican tetra), 7084 nucleotides long. RefSeq names its product URB1 ribosome biogenesis homolog (gene urb1). The transcript is spliced from 40 exons. Gene Ontology annotation, cellular component: nucleolus. Gene Ontology annotation, biological process: maturation of 5.8S rRNA from tricistronic rRNA transcript (SSU-rRNA, 5.8S rRNA, LSU-rRNA); maturation of LSU-rRNA from tricistronic rRNA transcript (SSU-rRNA, 5.8S rRNA, LSU-rRNA). NCBI's taxonomy places the organism in Eukaryota, Metazoa, Chordata, Actinopteri, Characiformes, Acestrorhamphidae. The record is from RefSeq and is a predicted model, not a curated record. Bases 66 to 6716 code for a protein of 2216 amino acids.